Messenger RNA from Magnolia sinica, 3333 nucleotides. RefSeq lists its product as uncharacterized. Bases 48 to 713 code for a protein of 221 amino acids. NCBI's taxonomy places the organism in Eukaryota, Viridiplantae, Streptophyta, Magnoliopsida, Magnoliales, Magnoliaceae. The record is from RefSeq and is a predicted model, not a curated record. The transcript is spliced from 3 exons.
AACCCCCUUAUAUUUCAGUCUCUGAUUUAGAAGAGGCGGAAAACAAAAUGCAGAAGUCUCUUUUCUUCACAUCCCCAGCACCAAAUCCAAUCCCUCCAAAAUCCCAAUUCAAAUCUCUUCCCCAAGCACCACAACCCAAUCCAAUUCCACCAAAAUCCCACUUCAAUUCCCUCAACAAAAACCCACAUCAGGAAAACGACAAAACCUCCCUCAUUCCUACCAUGCCUGAAAUCAUGGCAGCCUCAAGAGCCCAAAACCUCAGCCUCCAGCUCCAAAAGCUAGGACCCUUUUUCCAAAUCAGCGCCUGGAGCUUGGAAACAGAGCAGGAGCUUGGGAGGGCAGAGGGUCUGGUGAGGUUCUGGUUUGGAGGGAGAAUUCUCCAUCUGGAUUCGAUUCGAAUGCGAAGAGAGACGUUGGGCAUGCAGAAAUCGAUUUUCGGUCUCGGGCUGUUUGUUGGGGCUGUUGCAGUGCGGCACGGAUACGACUGUGGGUGUAGGAAAGCAGAGCUUCUUGCUAUCAAUGACACUGAUCUCUUCCACUCUAAGUUUUGGCAAUUGGCACUCGGGUCCCACAGCUUGUUAGGUUCUACACAAGAAUUGGGUUCAAGGCCGUGCAUGAAGUUACCGGUUCGUCGAUGGGUGACCUGGCUCACAUGUUGGUAUGGGGAGGGAAGGGAACUAGAAUGGAUGCUGAUAUUGAAGAGCUUCUCAUGAAAUGGGGCAGCAGGUUUAAAGCUAGGAAUUGAAAUUGAAUUGGAAUUCAGACUUUUACAAACUUAAGCAAGUGAACUACGCCGUUGAUUCAUUCUUGAGGUGAGUAGUUUGAGGUUUUUCUGCAAACUAUUAUAAGCUUCCAUGAAUCCUAUAGAUUAACAGAAGAACUGUGUGAUUCAAGGGUGUGUUUGGAUGCACGAUUGAAAUGUUUACAGCUUCUAAUAUCUCAUUUGAUAAAGAGGAAAUGGCCUAUAUGGGUGAGGAACCGGGCCCCAAAUUACCAUCGUGAUCAUUUCUAGGCUAACAUGAAGCACACGGGGUUGCAGUUAUGGGUUUGGUUGUCAUUAUGAAUCAACGUGGCGACAGCCGACUUUGGUCAUUUCCUCUUUUUUGAAUUGAUUUAUUACAAUUCGAUUCAAUUGAGUGUCCAAACGCACCCUAAAUGGGUAGUGUUACAAUCAACUUGAAGGCUGAAUGCAGCAUUGUAUCUUCCUAUCUGCAUUCCUUUUUAUAAUUUCUUUCAUGCAGCUUUUAUAUUUAACGAGUGCUUGAUCUUUGUUUCUGUUUUGAAGAUAGUAGUAAUAGUAAUAGUAGAGUUUGACGCAGCUGAUUUCAUAUUCUUACCACAAUCUCAUUGACCCUGAGUCGGUCACAAUAGUCUCAUUUGAGGGAGGGAGGGAGGCAGGGAGGAAGAGUCUGCUUCACAUGUGAGGGUCGACUUGGUUCAUCACGAUGACCAAUUAGGUCUGUUGGCAAUUACCACCAUAAGCACGGUUGUAUGGUUGGUGAAUCCUGAUCGUCUAUCAGCUGAGGCCUACUGUGGAUGGCCCGUGGUAGAGAAACCACAUAGAUCUGCUUGAUGUGGCCUUCAAAUGGAUGUGAGAAUAGAGAAAUCAUUAAUGACCAAGAGGGAGAAGUUCCAUUAAUAGGGGCCAUUCACAUACAGAUUCAGCCCACCAGAUGGACUGUCUAGAUUUACUGGCCAUACAACCUUGUGUACGUUGUUUAGUAGCAACGCACAUAAAUAGGUUAACUGAUACGAACAUGGAAGUUCCUCUUUUGAUAUUGUGAGUAGGGUUGUCAAUGGGUUGGAUUUGGGUCUUGCCUAGUCCCGGUCUAGUUCUUGAAUACCUAGACCUGGAUCCGAUCGAGUUCGGGUACCCAUUGGGUCUUUGGAUCUAGGUGUCAAGUUGGGUUCAAGAAACAUAAGAGCAUUUGCAUGGUUGGGUUCACCUGAUAGAUGGAUUAGAUUGCACACAAAUGUGCCACUUUGACACGUGUAUGAUCUAUAAAUUGGUUCUCUGAUGUGUGUGGCUUUGGAAACCUCACUUUGUUGCUAGAAUCAUCAAUUUUUUAUUAAAAUUUAUUGGAUACAACCCAACUUUAACGGGGUCCAUCACAUGGACCCGACUCAAACCUGAUAAGACCCGAUUUUUAAUUGGGUCCAAAAGGUGAGACCCGAACCCAAUACGAUUUCUUAACUGGUCCAGAAGAUGGACCUGAACCUGUUAAAAUCAGGUUGGGUCCAUUGGUUACCUGUUGACAGCCCUAAUUUUGAGUUGUCAUUGCUUUAAAAAGUUUUAACUGUCAGAGCAGACAAUCUUUUUUCUAUUCCAUUGCAUAUUGUUAUUGUUAUUGCUGCUGCUGUUCUGUAAUUGCUGCUUCAGGGUAAUUUGGACCCUUGGAUCUAAACCAUGAAGAUUGGACAUCCCAUCUCAUGUCCAACAUGAGGGCGAAAUGAAAAGGUACAAUACCUGUUUUCAUCUAAUCCAUGUUUUGGGGGUCCUUGUGGUUGGGUCUUCUAAACAUGGCCCAAGGACCAGGCCGAGGCCUAAAACCUAGGCCUGGUGUCUGGUCAAUGCCGAGCUUGGGACACUAGGCCAAUGAUGAAUGGGGUCAUGCUUCAACGAUCCUCGAAAAAAAUUCUUAAAUUGAACUAUUUCAAACCUUUGAUAAUGUAACUCUUUUCCUUACAAGGCCGGCCUUGGGCUGGCCUGACAAUGCUGGGGCCCUGGCUAAGGCCUUUUUAGCCUGAUUAGGGCUAGGGUUGAGGAGACUAGGUCUAGGAUAGAGCCAACCUAGUUACUUGGUGGUAGUAAUGGGCUGAGCCCGGGCUUAACAAUUGCAAAAUUUCGAGUUGGCAUGGCCCAAACAGUUAAAAAAUUGGGGCCUGAGAUAGCCCUAGGGCCAGGGCCUGUCGACAGCCUGACACAAAUGAAACAUGCAUGAUUCUUGUGCUCAACAGAAAUUCUAGAGGGAUUGGCGAGAGGAGAUAUUGAAGAGGGGAUUCGCUGCAGGCACAGGUGCGAGAUCCUCACUACUCGGAAAAUCAAUGGCUGUGAUUGCUUAAGGAGCUUGCACGCGGACUUGGAAAUGUAAACUUCCGCCAUCUAUGGUAGACUUUCAGGGUGUAUGUAAGUACGAGAAUGCAGUAAGCUGCCGUCUGUGAAAUCAGAGUUACAUGCAGGUACUCUGACAAAUCUCGUUAUCAGCAAUUUCUUGGAGAUUUUCAGAUUUUGAGGUUUUUCUCAGGAUAUUAUCUGGAAAAUCUUGAUGAAAAUAAAAUAUUUAUUAUAAAUUAAUAAAUAUAUUUAAUUUAAAUAUACAUUUAUAUAACAAA